This is a messenger RNA of Hippocampus zosterae (dwarf seahorse), 3429 nucleotides long. RefSeq names its product zinc finger and BTB domain containing 22b (gene zbtb22b). NCBI's taxonomy places the organism in Eukaryota, Metazoa, Chordata, Actinopteri, Syngnathiformes, Syngnathidae. The transcript is spliced from 7 exons. Gene Ontology annotation, biological process: regulation of transcription by RNA polymerase II. Gene Ontology annotation, molecular function: DNA-binding transcription factor activity, RNA polymerase II-specific; protein binding; RNA polymerase II cis-regulatory region sequence-specific DNA binding. The record is from RefSeq and is a predicted model, not a curated record. The coding region runs from base 211 to 2193 and encodes 660 amino acids.
UAUCUCUUCUCCCUGUCGUGAGCCUGGCCCAUUUUAAAGGCGCCGCUUCACCGUCUACAGAAAAGGAAGAUCAACAUCUUCCAGAAAUGCCUUCUAAAUUUCCGCGCCUGGUUCGACCGGCGGGAUCGACUGGCACGACCGCUGUGGCCCGCCUCGCGGGGCUCUUCUCGGGCUAGAAAAGACGAGAAGGUCGGUCAAGACGGGUGGGCGAUGCAGUCCAUUUCGGUGGAAGUAGGCAGCAGCGACGAUUCCGUGGUGCAGGUGUGCUUCCCGAGCUCCCAGGCCUCAGUGCUGGACGGCCUGAACCAGCAGAGGGAGGACGGUCGCCUGUGUGACCUCUCUAUUCACGUCCAAGGUCACGUGUUCAAGGCCCAUCGCUGCGUCCUGGCCGCCUCCUCGCCGUACUUCCACGACCAGGUCCUGCUGAAGAACAUGUCCAGCGUGUCCAUCCCAGCUGUGAUGGACCCGCUGGCGUUUGAGAGCGUGCUGCGCUGCGCCUACACGGGUCAGCUCCGGAUGCUGCGCGAGGACAUCGUCAACUACCUGACCGUGGGCAGCGUCCUGCAGAUGUGGCACAUUGUGGACAAAUGCACAGAACUCCUCAAGGAGGGCAGGUCUGCGGGGGGAAGCGCGAGAGGAGGCGGCGGCGGCGGCGGCGGCGGCAGCGGCUCAACUCAAGCUCGGGCGGCGGGGUCCCAAGACAUGCAGGCUUCCUACGCAAGUGUGGAAAAAAGCCUCCAGGAGCCCCUGCGAGUCUCCCAUCCGCCGAGCCUUCCGUCGGCCAACGAGAGCCAAUCUCCCAGCAGCACCAACUACUUCAGCCCCGGGGCAGCCACGACCUCGGCCGGGGGAGGCGGAGGAGGCGGCGGCGCGGUGGCCAGCCACACGCCGGGCUACGGCACGCCGUCCGGGGAGGAGGCCUACAUGAUGGGGCAGGACGAGGAGGAGGAGGAGGAGGAGGAAGAAGAAGAGGAGGAGCCGGCGGCGUACCAGCACAAGAAAAGAGGAGGAAGCGCGAGGAAGAAAUCCAGCUCGGUGUCGGAGGAGGACGUGGGCGUCAGUGACAGUUUUGGAGUUUCCUCAUAUCAGGUCGGGGGGGACGCGUCCCCGCAGAGACGCACCGCCUACGUCCAGCCCAGCAUCAUGCCGCGCAAGCAGUGGGUGGUGGUCAAAGCCGAGCGGCCCGAGGACCACGACCUCAUCGUGGUGUCGGGCGAGGAAGGUGGCGAGGACGAGGAGGAGGACGAGGAGGACGAGGACGAGGAGAGGGGGGGGCUGGCGUCGGGCCGGGAGAGGGACGCCGGCGACUUUGCCAUCUCGCACGUGCGGACCCUCUCCGUAGAGGCUGGCGGGCGAGGAGACGCCGAAGCGCAGAUGGACUACUGCCAGUCUUCCGAGGACUUCCUCAAGUUGUCCAGCAGCUUGCUGGACGCCACCUUAGUCCAGCAACUCCAAGACUCCUCAGCGGGUCCCACCCCGAGCCAGGGCGCCAACCGAGCCGCGCCGGGCCUCCUGGGUCAGGUUCCGACCCGCACCCAGCUCUUCCCUCUGGACAUGCAGGGCAACCAGAUCCUGGUCUACGGGCAAACGUCAACGCUGUCGAUGGACGCCGCGGCGCCUCCCCUCAGCGGAAUGAUCAGCGGCGGCGCAUUUAAAAGUGUGGAGCACGGGCCCGCGGUCCCGGGAGGCGACGGCAUUGGCGGCGGCGGCGUCGGCUCCGCUAAAGUCUUCAUGUGCCACUGCGGCAAGACCUUCACGCACAAGAGCAUGAGAGACCGCCACAUCAACAUGCACCUGGACCUGAGACCCUUCCACUGCCCCGUGUGCGGCAAGAAGUUCAAGAUGAAGCAUCACCUGACCGAGCACAUGAAGACGCACACGGGGCUCAAGCCGUACCACUGCGCCGGAUGCGGCAGAAAGUUCAUGUGGCGGGACAGCUUCAUGAGACAUCGCUCGCACUGCGAACGUCGCGCAGGAGGAGGAGGCGACGACGUCGCCGCCACCGCCGACGUCCUCCCCGGCCCGCAGCUCCUCCUGCCGCCGGGCGAAGGAGGUUUGCGAGGAGGCGGCGGCGGCGGCGUGUCCGCUACGUCGCCGCGCUUCCAUCACGCCGCUACGGGCGCCGCGUCGGGGAUAUUUGGCAACCUGCCGUCGGAGCACGGCGUGUGCACCGAUCUGGCAGACGACGGCUAACGACUGGCUGCGAAUGACCGCGCGUGCUAGCGACGACGGCUAACGACCGCUGGAGACGGCAUGAGUGACUGCACAUAUCCGCUAAGCACCGAAAACGAUAGCUAAUGAACACCGGGGGGGUGGGUGGGUGGGGUCGGGGGCGAAUCGUCGUGAGCUGGUGACUUCUCGACUAACUGCCAAGCACACGGCAAGUGUCUGCUCGAGAUCGCCGAGACCCACGGGUGACUGCUGAUGAGAGCGCUAGUGAUUGCAUGCGACCUCGAGAUUAUAUAUUUACAACGCACUUUUACAAUCGACAAAUCGGCUCAAAGUUGGACAGUAUGAGACUAAAAUAUGAAAUAUGUUGUUUUUCUCGUCACAUUGAGACACAAAACCAGCCAACCAGUGACAGUAGUGUGGUUGAGGGACGUCAACCAUUGCUCACAGAAGCUAGUAGCCGCUAACUACGCUAGCUAAGCUGUCAAGAUGGCGAAAGGAUUUCAACAAAAUAUCUUUUGAGGAACAUCGGUCCAAAGAAAGUGGCCAUUGAAUAUUUGGAGGAGAUUCCUUUUCAGGCUUCCGAUGGGAAAGAAAUUGCUUGGGAGGCAAGAAUGUGUUGACGAGCAUUCAAGAAAGUGUGUGUGACGUUUACUUUUUUUCAUUGCAGAAGUUGUAAAGGAUUUAAAAAUGGAGAUCAGGGCCAGGUGUGGACCUGGCUUGUUGCUAGGCGGAAAUCGUGGGGCCAAAGUGGCCCAGAGGUCAUGUGCGAUCUACUUGAUUUGAUGGGAGAUUUUGCGCGCUCUUUUUAAAAUCUUCCCGUAGGUGAAUUGAACAUUUUGUUGGACUUCUCCCACUUGUGCUGCGUUCUGCUGUCCGUUCCCCCCCCCCCCCCUCCCCAGCAACUCCAAGAAGAAAAUGUGCCGUACUGGAGUGGUUAUGGGCAAUGUCAGGCCUGCUGAGCGCUCCUUUUUGCUGUGUUCCCCCCCCCCCCCUCAAAUUGAUUAGGCGUGAGAAGGGAAGGAUUUUUUUUUUUUUUUUUUUGGUUUGCACGCUGGCGCUCGUAAAAAGUGCCGCAGCCGAUGAUUGAUUUGAUUCCCAUUCCUGUUGCUGCUGACGGGGUGCGAGUCCAAGUCCCGUUUUGCAGGCUGGUGUUAAUCUGUGUUUGACACAAAUCAUCCAUUUAUUUAUUUAUUUUUACUGGUUAUUUAUUUAUUGGUUUGUUUAUUAUCUUUGGGGGUGGGGGUGGGGGGGGGGUGA